GCUAGUCAAGGUUGUUAACUGCUGAGCCAUGAUGGGAACUCCCAAAUUUAGUUUUUUCAUAGUUUAUUCUCAAAAUACCUAAUACAAUCCAACAAUACUUUUCUCCUAUGCCUGCUAAUUAUCCUAAAGUCAACAGACUUUCAAAAACCUAUUGCAAUUGCCAAAUAACUUCUCCCAAUAUAGUCAUGAUUAUGGCAUCAAAAUGCCAAGAAACCAUUAACAGUUUUUCAUUUUCUACUGAAUUAUGUUAAAAUUCCCCUACUUAUAUUUGUUUUCUUGAAUCAACCAAAUGAUUUUAAGCUUUACUCUCUACAUCCAAACUCUCUUCAAAUAAUUCUAGUUGCGGUUCCCUUCAUGUUCCCUUAAGUUUCUCUGCCCCAGGACAUUCGUCUGAGCUGAUCCCUUCAUCUGGACAACCUUCCUCAUGUAGUCUAUCUCCGCCCAUGGAAACUGUACCCAUCCCUCAUGACCCAUUAUAUAGGACGUGGGUGACUUUUCAAUUCCCUAAUUAGAUGUCAGUUCUCUCUUUCUAAAAUCUGUGUUAUGACCUUUUAAUAUUUUCAUCUUGCAAUUUUCCCCCUAGAUGAGUUUCUAGACCUCAGCACUAUUAACAUUUUGGUAGGAUAACUCUUUGUUAGGGAUGUCCUGUGCUUCGUAGAUUAUUUAGCAGCAUCCCUAUUCUCUACUCACCAGGUGACAGUAGUUACAACCCAAAUGUCCCCAAAUAUUGCCAAUGUCCCCCAAAGGGUAAAAUCACCCCCAGUUGAGAACCACUGCUCCAGAUCAUUUUCCUUUACUAUUGAGUACCUUUCAAAAGCUAAAAAACUACCAUAUGAAUGAUUCUGAAGGAGUAACAAGUUUUGGGGUUAAAAAACUUGUUUAAAAAGCAGACUUUUUAAAAAUGGUUAUGGCCAUUAGAAUCUCUAGCAGAAUAUUGAACAUUACUGGUAUUUCUCAAAUGUAUUUGUGUGAACAUCUUAAAUGUUGAACUUGUAGGUCUUAUCUUGAAAUCCAAAUACCAUAAUGUCCAUAUAAGGUUGUUUUUUUUUUUAAUGAUGUAAUUUUUGUUUUCCUUUACAGUCUUACCUCUCUAAAAUCCCUUAAACACAACCUAUAUUCAGGAUGUAAUGACUAAUUUUGGAUGACCUUAAUAUGUCUCCAUUUCUCUCCAUUUCUCUACUUUGGUUGCAGCAAUCUAGAAUUUUAUUGUCCAUCCUUCACUUUCCUAUCUUUUCUUAUACAUAGGCAAAAAGAAAAUUUAAGGUUAACACUAAUAUAUGAAGUCUACCUGACCUGUCAUACUAUUCUUGAACCUGCAGUUAGUCAGCCAAUCCUCUUCUGAGUUCUAAAAACAAUUCGUGUUGACCUUUGUUAUAUCACUCAUCAUGUAUGAAUACUCUAAUUGCAUACUCUCCCCAUUACAAUGAAUGAGUUUCUUGAAGACAGAAGCUUUGUAUUUCUCAUCACUGUAUCAUCAAGGUCUAGUAUGAUGUUCUGUCAUUAAUUAAUGUCUUUUCAACAAAUGAGAAGUGUGUAAAUCAUAUGCAGAGAAGAGAUGCCUAAAAAGCACAGGAAUAAAAUUUCUGAACAUUAAUUGACACAUUAAAAUUAAAACUGUGCCUUCUAGUCCUCCACAUGUUAUGUUUUCCUCAAGCUAAUGAUGUAUAGCAAAGUUUUCCAGGGUGGAUCAUGGAAACCUUCACUGAACAAUGAAACACAAGAAGACAACAUGUCUCUCAGAGAGAAAACACUUACCAGAGGAAGGGAAAUCAGCACAUGUAGAACUAAAUGGUCUUGUUGUGGACAGAAAUGUUAUUAUUUUUCGAAUGAAUCGAAGAACUUCAAAGAGAGUCAACAUUCCUGCAAGGAAAUGGGCUCCACACUUCUUAAGAUAGACGAUGAGGAAGAACUGAUCUUCAUUCAAAGUCACCUAUCCUAUUUCUACUGGAUCGGAUUGUCCCGUAAAAGCAUCACAAGUUACUGGACAUGGGAAGAUAACACACGACAUUUUCUGAACUUUGAUUGGAAAGACUCAAAGGAUGGAAACUGUGCAAGUAUAUCAGCAAAGAAGAUCACUGCUACUGACUGUGCCAAACUGAGAUACUACAUUUGUGAGAAGUAAAUUGCUUGUCUUGCUACCUAAUGAAAUAACAGCAAAAGGCAUAUCCAAUAAUUUUCCUUAUAAAAACUCAGAUUCUUGGAAGUUCUCUCUCUCAUUUCAUAAUAUGUGCACUUUGUUACAGGCUCUACCUGUAUUCUAGCCUCUGAUUGAGAGAUGUCAGGCCCUCCACCUUUGCCCCUUUCACAAGCAGACUGUUAGAUCACACAGGUUAUGAGCACAGGUUGGUGGGGUGAGAAAAUAUCAGCGCUUUGGAUGAGCACUGGGAAGUGAACUUCUGUAUAUUCUACUUCUGCAACUUAACACAGAUAAAGUAAUCCUGCCAAGGUCUCUCACCAUCAUGCACAUUUUAUCUGGCAUUUCCUGCCAACAAUAGUUAACGGCAUUAUUCUUUAUGAAUUGUGUAUGCAUUUCUCUUUGGCUCCUUACUUUUUAGGAGAAAGAUAAUAUAGUAUACUGGAAGAGAAUAGAGAGUAUCUUGAAUCAGACCCAUGUCUGGGAGCCCGAGCCAUACCACAGCUAAUGGCAUAAGGGCUCUCCAGCAAGUCCAAACUUCUGAGUCGGUUUCCUUGCCAGGAGGGAGACUACUAGACUGUUAUGCAAAGUGGCUGUACCAUUUUGCAUUCUAUUAGCAGUGUGUGACAGUUUGUACCCUUCCAACAUUUAAUACUUGCUUGUAUCCUCCCAACAUUUAAUAUUGUCAGUUUUUUAAACCACCUUAAUAAAGAUACAGUGUAAUUGAA
This is a messenger RNA of Phacochoerus africanus (Common warthog), 2862 nucleotides long. RefSeq names its product oxidized low-density lipoprotein receptor 1-like. The coding region runs from base 1658 to 2122 and encodes 154 amino acids. The record is from RefSeq and is a predicted model, not a curated record. NCBI's taxonomy places the organism in Eukaryota, Metazoa, Chordata, Mammalia, Artiodactyla, Suidae. The transcript is spliced from 4 exons.